AGUAGCUCGAGGGAUGGGUGCGCGAGACAGCGCGUGAACGUGUGUGCGUGAGAGCGAGCGGGAGAGAGAUAGAUGAAAGUGACGCGAAGGAAUGAGUAGCUCGAGGGAUGAACGCGUGAACGGGCGACUGAGUGCGUGAGACACGGUUCCAGUUCCGCUGACAGCGGUACCAAGUGCAGGUUCGACGUCUCGUGCUCAGCGUCCCGAGCCGAGCGCAGCGCGCGACAGGCGAACAGAGGAUACAUGAGUUUAAAGGCUUCUUGAUCACAAAGUUGGGGCAACUGUCAGUCUCAAGGUUCAGGAUGAAGACGUAUUCUCCACUUCUCCUUCUGGCUCUGGCUGCACUUUUUACCGUGCCAGCCCAGGGUCAAGUUUCACCUCCACGAAGGUUACGUUUUAAAGUACCGAGUUUGGGAAAAUUGCUUGUAUCGUGGAAAGAGCCAAGAGGAGAUUUUGACAGCUAUGUAAUUAUUUAUAACACAGAACCAGAUGGCAAGGAAAAGGAGUUGCACAUGUCCAAGGCGGAGAGCAAAGCAGUAAUAGAGCAUUUCAAUCCCAGCAUGAAAUACAGAGUAAAAGUCAUUGCAGUGAGUGGUAGCCAGCGCAGUAAACCCCUGGAAGGCUAUUAUGCAGUGCAGCACCGAGAGCCGGGUAGCGAAGCCGUCGCACCGCAGGGAAUGAAGGACACGAGUGUGGUUGAGGAGAGCAACGAGAUAUCUGGAGCUGAGCAGUUUGAGUGUAAAACUCCAGCCAUCGCAGACAUUGUCAUCCUCGUCGAUGGCUCGUGGAGCAUCGGCAGGAUAAACUUCCGCUUGGUCCGCACUUUCCUGGAGAAUUUGGUGAGCGCCUUCAACGUGGGAUUCGACAAGACACGGAUAGGACUGACCCAGUAUAGCGGUGACCCCAGGACUGAGUGGCACCUCAAUGCUUACACCACCAAAGAUGCUGUGAUUGAUGCAGUGAAGAACUUGCCUUACAAGGGAGGAAACACACUGACAGGUCUCGCUCUGAACAACAUCCUGGAGUACAGCUUCAAGCCCGAGUCUGGAGCCAGGCCGGGUGUUCCCAAAAUUGCCAUCCUGAUCACCGACGGCAAGUCACAGGAUGAUGUCAUCCCUCCCGCACAGAGUCUACGGGAGGCCGGCAUUGAGGUUUUCUCUAUUGGUGUGAAGAACGCUGACGAAAACGAACUGAAGGCCAUCGCCUCGCCGCCCGAGGACACGCAUGUCUACAACGUUGCCGACUUCAGUGCCAUGGGCACCAUCAUAGACAGCCUCACGAGGGCACUGUGCGAGCGAGUCGAGCAGCAAGACAUGGAGAUCAAAGGAGACUCAGGUGGUCAGACAAUGGUUGCAUCCCCUCAGGACCUGGUAACAUCCGAGGUGACUGCCAGGAGUUUUCGCGUGUCCUGGACUCAUCCGCCCGGGACAGUGGAGAAGUACCGUGUUGUUUACUACCCGACCAGAGGGGGCCAGCCAGAUGAGGUAGUGGUGGAUGGCAGUGAGAAUUCGGUGGUGCUGAGCUACCUGAACUCGCUGACGGAGUACCAGAUCGCUGUGUUUGCUGUGUACACGUCGUCAGCCAGCGAAGCCCUCAGGGGGAGGGAGACCACCCUGGCCCUACCCAUGGUGAACAACCUGGAGCUGUACGACGUGACCCACAACAGCAUGCGGGCAAGCUGGAACGGAGUGGAAGGUGCGUCCGGGUACAUGAUCCUGUACGCCCCCCUGAGUGACGACGGCUCUGCCGAUGAAAAGGAGGUGAAGGUUGAGGGGUCUGUGAAUGAGAUUGAGUUGGAGGGACUCAGCCCUGCCACAGAGUACACCGUGACUGUGUAUGCCAUGUAUGGGGAGGAGGCCAGCGAUCCCAUGACCAGUCAGAAAACCACAGAGCCCCUUCUUCCACCGAGGAACCUUCGGUUCUUAGAUGUCGACCACAGCUCCGCCAGGCUGACCUGGGAGGCCGCAUCCAGAAAGGUCAAGGGUUACCGCAUAAUGUACGUGAAGACCAACGGGAUUCAACCCAAAGAGGUGGAGGUGGGUCCGGUCACUACCCUACAGCUGCGGAACCUGACAUCCCAGACGGAGUACACGGUGGCCAUCUUUGCCCUCUAUGACGACGGUCAAGCUGAGCCCCACACAGGCAGCUUCACUACCAAGCUGGUUCCAGAACCCCUGGACCUCAGAAUCAGCGAUGUGUCAACAGACAGCUUCCGGGUUAGCUGGACACACGCUGCCUCGGACAUUGUGCUGUACAGGCUGUCCUGGACACCUGUCAAAGGAGGGGAGUCGAAAGAGAUGCUUUUGAAUGGCAACGUGGACACCAUCCUGCUGAGUGACCUUCGGCCGCUGACAGAGUACGAGGUGUCCCUGGCUGCCAUCUACAGUGACGAGAAAGAGAGUGAUGCAGUGGCCACCUUUGAGUCGACAAUGGAAAGGACAACAACCAUUGCAACCACAACAGCAGUGGUGCGCCAGGCUGUGAAGAACCUGCUCAUUGGUGAGGAAACCACCUUCAGCCUCCAGGUGUCCUGGCAACUCCAAGACCCCAAUGUGCGACAGUACCGCAUUUCCUACGUCACUGCCAGAGGUGACCGUGCCGAGGAGUCGGUCAUAGUUCCUGGUUGGCAGAACAACCUGCUGCUGCAACCCCUACUGUCCGACACCGAGUACAAGGUCACCGUCACCCCUGUGUACGCCAGCGGGGAGGGGCCGAGCAUGUCCCGCGUGAGCCGCACCUUGCCUCUCAUAGCGCCCAAGAAUCUGAGAGUAUCGGAUGAAUGGUACAACCGUUUCCGCAUCACAUGGGACACGCCCCCCUCGCCGACCAUGGGCUACAGGAUCGUGUACCAGCCGGUCUCAGCUCCAGGUCCUGCCCUGGAGACCUUUGUGGGGGAUGAUGUCAACUCUAUGUUGAUCCUGAACUUGCUGAGUGGGACCGAGUACAGCGUCAAGGUCAUCUCGUCCUACACCACCGGCUCCAGCGAGGCACUUGUCGGCAAAGCGAAGACGCUGUAUCUGGGCGUGUCGAACCUCGGCAGCUACCAGGUGCGCAUGAAAAGCAUGUGUGCUCAGUGGCAGGCCCAUCGCCACGCCAACCUCUACCGGGUCGUCAUCGAAUCCCUGCUCAAUGGACACAAACAGGAAGUGACCCUUGGGGGUGGGGCUUCCCAGCACUGCUUCUACAACCUCUCCCCCAACACCCAGUACAAGAUCAGCGUCUAUGCCCAGCUGCAGGACCUCGAGGGCCCCGCUGUCACCGUCAUAGACAAAACACUUCCUGUUCCGACAGAGCCCCCGACACUGCCACCAACAACCACAACUCAAUCCACCAUCCCCUCUGCGAAAGAAGUGUGCAAAGCAGCCAAGGCCGACCUGGUCUUCUUGGUGGAUGGGUCCUGGAGUAUCGGGGACGACAACUUCCAGAAAAUCAUCCGCUUCCUCCACAGCACCACCGGAGCUCUGGACCAGAUUGGCCCAGACGGCACUCAGGUGGCCAUCGCUCAGUUUAGUGAUGAUGCCCGGACAGAGUUUAAGCUCAACUCCUACAAAGAAAAGGAGACGCUGCUGGCUGCCAUUCAGAGCAUCUCAUACAAAGGAGGAAACACCAAGACAGGUCGGGCUAUAAAGCAUGUGAAGGAGUCAAUUUUCACAGUGGAAGGGGGCACGAGGAGAGGGAUCCCAAAAGUUCUGGUGGUGCUCACAGACGGCCGGUCCCAGGAUGACGUCAACAUGAUCUCCAAAGAGAUGCAGAUGGAGGGCUAUAUCAUCUUCGCCAUUGGCUUUGCUGACGCGGACUAUGGGGAACUGGUGAGCAUCGCCAGCAAGCCCAGUGAGAGGCAUGUGUUCUUUGUGGAUGACCUGGAUGCCUUCAAGAAGAUCGAGGAGAAGCUGGUGACCUUUGUCUGCGAGGCAGCUACCGCCACUUGUCCAUCAGUCCUGAUGAAGGGGAGCACCUUAGCAGGCUUCAGGAUGAUGGACCUGUUUGGGCUGACGGAGGAGCAGUACGGAAGCAUGGAUGGGGUGUCCAUGGAGCCCGGGACGUUCAACAGCUUCGCCAGCUACGGCCUGCACAAGGACGCCCUCGUCUCUCAGCCCACCAAGUAUCUCCACCCAGAAGGCUUGCCGUCUGAUUACACCAUCACUGUGCUGUUCCGUCUGCUGCCAGACACACCGCAGGAGCCCUUUGCAUUGUGGGAGAUUCUCAACAAAGACAAUGAACCUCUGGUUGGCCUCAUCCUGGAUAACGGAGGGAAAACCCUGACGUUCUUCAACUACGACUACAAAGGAGACUUUCAGACAGUAACUUUUGAGGGACCAGAUAUCAGGAAGAUCUUUCAUGGCAGCUUCCACAAGCUGCACGUGGCCAUCAGCAAGAUCACAGCCAAGGCGUUUGUGGAUUGCAAGCAAGUAGGCGAGAAGCCCAUCAGCGCGGCAGGCAACGUCAGUGCGGAUGGGCAGGAGGUCCUGGGCAGGAUGGUCCGCUCGCGGGGCACCAGGGACAACUCUGCUCCUUUCCAGCUCCAGAUGUUCGACAUUGUGUGCAGCAACUCAUGGCCCAGCCGAGAUAAGUGCUGUGAACUCCCGGGCCUGAGGGUGGAGGAGGACUGCCCCGCUUUACCUCAUGCCUGUACCUGCUCCCAGGACAGUAAAGGGCCACCCGGACCCCCGGGAUCCCCGGGCGGACCAGGCAUCCGAGGUGCGAGAGGAGAGCGAGGAGAACCAGGUCCGGUGGGUCCCCAAGGUUCAUUAGGUGAUCCUGGGCCACCGGGUCCUCAAGGCCUCCCCGGACCCCAAGGCCCAAGUGGGCUGUCCAUCCAGGGACCAAAGGGCCCACCUGGAGAGAAAGGUGUCAAGGGUGAUGUGGGCCCUCAGGGGACUCAGGGUGUACCCGGUGCUUCUGGCUCACCAGGACGUGACGGUCCAGCAGGACAAAGGGGACUGCCAGGCAAAGAUGGUCCAGCUGGGCGGCCAGGCCCCACCGGAACCAUUGGCCCGCCUGGAGCUCCUGGACUGCCUGGUCCAAGCGGGCCACCCGGAGCACUCGGUGACCAAGGACCACCUGGUCCCCCCGGUGCCAGAGGUGAAAAGGGUGAAAGAGGUGACGUGCAGUCUCAAGCAGCUGUGCAGGCCAUUGCUCGGCAGGUGUGCGAACAGCUCAUUCAGAGUCACAUGGCUCGCUACAGCUCCAUUCUCAACCACAUUCCCAGCCAGCCAGUGUCCGUGCGCACUGUCCCAGGGUCCCCUGGAGAGCCAGGUCGACCGGGCCCCCGAGGAUCCCAAGGAGAGCAGGGUCCUCCUGGCAGACCAGGCUUCCCUGGGAGCAACGGGGAGAACGGGCGGCCAGGGGAGAGAGGUUUGCCCGGAGAGAAGGGCGAGAAGGGAAGCCAAGGGGUCGGGAUUCAGGGGCCGAGAGGACCUCAGGGACCCCCAGGACCGCCUGGAGAAGGUCGACCUGGCAGCCAGGGAUCAGCCGGAAGGCCGGGCAACCCAGGGACACCUGGACGACCCGGCAUCCCUGGCCCCACCGGUCCUGCUGGACCACCUGGCUACUGUGACCAGAACUCAUGCCUGGGCUACAAUGGUGGAGUACCACUGCCCCCCGAGUCCUACCAGACAUACGGCAACGAAGAGGAGGAGGACGACCCGUACGAGGGAUACAGGGGCUAUUCUCACCAGUACUACCAGCCCAACUACCCCAUCCCUCGCCCCGUUGGGCCCCAACCUUUGCCCACGGACGACGCCAUUGAGGUGAGGUCACCCGGCGUCAACCGCUUCGCCAGGAGCCUCUCGAGGAGGAAGAGAAACCCUGGCGCCGUGAGGCAGAGGAAAAGUUUGGACAGCAAAGCCGGGAUGGGAGAGACCCCCAACUGAAGUACUGAUGAACCCACACGGGGCUGGGAAUCGCAGCGCGACCGAGAAAACGAUUUCUGUAAACUCUCCCAUGGUCUUGCCUGGGAGGACAGGAAAGUGCCGGAAUUGCUUUCAGUGGGAAAAUUUGGGAGGGUGUGGGAAGGAGCUGCUUGUGGUUGAGUACAGAAGACAAUAUCUACGAGACAUCGUGCGUAAUUCCUUUCUCGAGGUGCAUGACAUGACGGAAGCAGCGUGAACUCCGAAUGUGUAAACGGGUGAUGUCUUGUUCCUCGACGUGUAGUUAUCUUUUGUAAGUGACCAGCAAGGAGCAUUUGUACAGUUUGUGUAAUUUUAUUUAAAAAAAAAAAAAAAAAAAAGAAUCCCUCAGUGCUUGGCUGCUGCCAUGGCAACUUGUUUUUCAUUUCCUGAGGUUUUAUUUUUGAGAUAUUCUUAAUUGGGAUAUUUUUUUCAAUUCAACAAAAAUGACACAUUACAGCUCAAGCAUACCUGCAUUUAAAAAGAAGAGCAUCCAAAUAAGCGUAAUAUCAAAUUCAUGACUAAUAAGAACAUUAUAGCAUGUAUUUUGUUAUAAUCGAUAUUUUAUAUGAUGAGUAAUAUGCACAGUAGAGAAGAAACAGUACUAGGUCUAUAGGGCUUCUUGAGAGGAAAAAGAACUGAAGCAAACAAUGGGCGUAACGGCGAAAUUAGUUUUGAGGUCGCCAGUUGAACACACGUUGCGUGUUAUAUACUGAGACCUGUGAUGUAGAAGAAUUAAUGUUGCAGAACUGAC
This is a messenger RNA of Scleropages formosus (Asian bonytongue), 6642 nucleotides long. Its product is annotated as collagen alpha-1(XIV) chain-like. Gene Ontology annotation, cellular component: interstitial matrix. Lineage: Eukaryota; Metazoa; Chordata; Actinopteri; Osteoglossiformes; Osteoglossidae. The record is from RefSeq and is a predicted model, not a curated record. Bases 303 to 5873 code for a protein of 1856 amino acids. The transcript is spliced from 48 exons. Gene Ontology annotation, molecular function: protein binding.